Messenger RNA from Ahaetulla prasina, 5312 nucleotides. RefSeq names its product PAS domain containing serine/threonine kinase (gene PASK). The coding region runs from base 274 to 3594 and encodes 1106 amino acids. Gene Ontology annotation, cellular component: nucleus; cytoplasm; cytosol. The record is from RefSeq and is a predicted model, not a curated record. Gene Ontology annotation, biological process: regulation of DNA-templated transcription; negative regulation of glycogen biosynthetic process; protein phosphorylation. Lineage: Eukaryota; Metazoa; Chordata; Lepidosauria; Squamata; Colubridae. Gene Ontology annotation, molecular function: ATP binding; protein serine/threonine kinase activity. The transcript is spliced from 19 exons.
CGUGUGAUAAAAAUGAAAGGGAUCUUCUGAGCAUACGUGUAGCGAGCUAAUCCAUCCUAGUUUAAACAGCCACCACAGCCAUCACAAGAGGUGCCCUGCCAUCUCCUGCGCUUGUCGUGGAGCCUCGUGGUGUGACAAACCACCUGUUGCACUUGAAAGCCGUUCCAUUUGUGUUAGUGUUUUCCUGACGGAAGGUAUCCAAUUGCUCCUCCUCUUCACCGCUAUCAGAGCCUGCAGUUUCUGUGAAGAACUUCCUGUAGUUCACCUACAAGCAUGACAGAUAAGGAGUUUGUCACUUGUAAAGAAAUCAUUUCAGGCCCCUCUGUCUCUGUGACUGAUCCUGGGAUCUGUGAAGAACUGAGCAAAUCUUUUCCCUGGACAAAUAAGAAAAGGAAGAGUUGGCUUUCAAGGCUGUGUAAGAAAAAAACAUCUUUGUCAGAAAAUGGAUGGAAUUCCUACUGCCUAUCUUCAUUAGCUGCCCGGAAUAUCUGUACUGGCAAACUUCAUAGCUCUUGGGAUCAUUUGGAAACUGCUUCCCUUUGUUGUUCCAUAUGUAGCACCUCUUCUUGUUCUCUUUUAAAUGCACUGACUUUGGGAGAAUCUAUUCAGGCACUGUCAAGUAGUAUCCGUAACCCAAACAAGGCCAUCUUCACUGUGGAUAUUAGAACAACUGAGAUUCUAGUUGCAAAUGAUAAAGCCUGCAAGAUUCUUGGCUAUAGUACCCAGGAAAUGAUUGGGCGGAAAUUAACUGAAAUGAUUUCAAAAUCCAACUGGGAUAUUGUGGAAGCUCUGAAGGAAGGAUAUACUGAUGUUGAAGAACAUGGACCAGUAAUUCCAGGAACAGUGGUAGAUGUCAUUUCCCAAAAUAAUGAAAAGAUCCCUGUCACUAUAUGGACGAGAAAAAUUAAAGGCCAUUGCAGUCAGUACUGUGUUGUUGUUUUGGAACCUGUGGAAAGACUCUCUGCUUCCGUUUCUUUCAAAAGUAAUGGAGAGAUUACUUCUUGUGACCCCCUUUUUGCUCAUCUUCAUGGAUAUUCAUCAUCAGAAGAUGUGGUUGGUCACUACAUAAAAGAUUUGAUACCUUCUAUCCAACUUCCUGCACCUGGGAAAAAAAUUCCAAAGAAUAUCAGAAUUCAGAGAUCUGUUGGCCGAGCAAGGGAAGGAACAACAUUCCCUCUCAGCUUGAAACUCAAACUAAAUCCCCUUGCUGAUGAAGUUAUUUCAGUAUCAGAUGACCCUCCACCAGUUAUGGAUGUUGAAGCUUUGGAAAAUAGCAUCUCUUUACCAAUAGAUUGUUGCUUCUGUGCUACCAUCUGGGUGUUCACCACUAUCAGCGGAUUGGUAACCAUUCAGGCAGAUGGUACAAUUUAUGGAAUUAACAAUACGUUUUCUCUAAUGCUAUUUGGUUAUGAGAAGAAAGAACUAUUAGGCAAGAAUAUCACUUUCUUGAUUCCUGGAUUUUACAAGAAUAUGGAUAAGACUGAUUCUUCUUUGCAACUUCCACAAUCUAGAGAAAGCUACAUUAAUGCAGAAAACAUGAAUUCCUCUGAAGGAAUGCAGAAGGAUGGAUGUGCUAUUAGGAAAGUCAUCAGCUCAUUCUUCGUUGAAGACAUGGAUUUGCCAGAUCUGAAGGAACAACAGGAAUUAGGGAGGAAUGGAGCUGAGCUCCCACCUAAAAGGGAAAUCCAGCUGGAAAGUUUGGGAAAUGUGUCCUGUGCUCUACUGUCUCCUGCAGUGGUACCUUCAUCCCUAAUUUGCGGAAACCACAUACCUAGCAAUAAUGUGCUAGCUACUUAUGAAGCUAUAUCUUCUGAGAAUCUAUAUUAUGAAGAUGGUACUGAAAAAGAGACUGGAAAAUCUGCCAUCCGUCAGAUGAAUGAACAACAUUCUUUAAAACUGAAUCAUUCAGAAUCAAACAUAUUAGAUGAUAGAAGUAAACUAAAUAACUGCCUUUCCAGAAGUACUUAUGACCUAAUUCAGGAAGAAAAUGACAAUUUGAAUAUACACGAUUCUACUUCACCACAAGAUAUGAAGUACCAGCCUUCCACAAUAAGAAGAGGAAGAAAACUUUCUUUCCUGGAAUUUGAAAGUGCUGUACCAAUUAUAACGGAUGAUCUAGAAAUGAAUUCACUAAGAAGUAGUGUUGACUCUCAAGAAGACUUCCUGACAUUAAAGCAGCAGCAUAUGGCACAGGUAACAUCAACGCCUGUAAAACUAGAAAAUGUGGUAUCUCCAACAACUCUUUCGAACACUGAAAUACUAGAAGGCAGCUAUACUGGUAACUGCUACCACCGAGAUGGUUCGCGACUCAGCAUACUCUUUGAAGUGAAACGUGUGGAAUUGCAUGAUCCUGCUGCUCUUUUUUGUAUUUGGGUUAUGAGAGACCUUUUUCAAAGCCAGAAACAAGCAGCAGCAAAGACACAAUUACUUCUUUCUAGCUUGGCCAGUUCCUGCCAAACAUUAGAUGAAAUCUCAGCUGUUAAUUUGGCAGAAUUAAUCAAAACCACACCCUUAUUUGACAAUUCACGAAAAGCUGAAGAAUUAGAAAGACUGAAAGCUUGUGAGGGAUGCUAUGGAGACAAAUAUGAUACUCUUACUUUUAUUGGAAAAGGAGCUUUCGGGUUUGUCUGGACAGGAAAAUGCAAAAGGGAUGAGAAAGAGGUUGUAGUGAAAUUCAUUUGGAAAGGAAGGGUAUUAGAUUAUUGCUGGGUAGAAGAUCCUGAACUAGGGACAAUUACUCAGGAGAUUUCUAUUCUGAGGAAACUUCAACAUCCCAAUAUUAUCAAGGUGCUAGAUAUAUUUGAGAACCAACAGUUCUUUCAACUAGUGAUGGAGAAGCAUGGUACCGGUCUAGAUCUCUUCACAUUCAUUGAUAAUCAACCUGAUUUGGAUGAGCCUUUGGCAAGUUACAUAUUCCGGCAGCUCGUAUCUGCAGUGAACUAUCUUCGCUCUAGGAAUAUUCUUCACAGAGACAUAAAAGAUGAGAACAUCAUAAUUGCUGAAGAUUUCACGAUCAAGCUAAUAGACUUUGGCUCAGCUGCUUAUUUGGAACCUGGCAAAAUGUUCUAUACUUUUUGUGGGACAAUUGAGUAUUGUUCUCCAGAAGUGCUAUCAGGCAAUCCAUACUCAGGACCAGAACUGGAAAUGUGGUCACUAGGUAUUACCCUUUAUACCAUAGUCUUUGGAGAAAAUCCUUUUUGUGAGCUUGAAGAAACAAUAGAUGCUGUAUUACGACCUCCUUACAAUGUGUCAGUUGAUCUGAUGAAUCUUCUGUCUGGGCUCUUGAAGCCUUUUCCACAGGAUCGGAUAACUCUAGACAUGGUCAUACGGGAUCCUUGGGUGAUCCAACCUGUAAACGUGAUAAACUAUGCAUGGGAGAAAGUAUUUGCUUGUGGCAAAACAGAAAACAACAGUUUUAAAAUUCAUCCCACUGGCUGCAAUCAUGGUGGUAUCUGGGCAAUCCCAAGCCUGAACAGUGAGCAGAGUUUUAAUGAUGAGGUCAAUAAUCAUGAGCCGGCAAAUUCCCAGCUACUUGGAAUGAUCUCUUCUUCAGAACGAGAGCCAUCAACCUCUUCCCAGUGCCAGAAUCACUGAAAUCUUAACUUUGGACACAAUCUUACUCAUCUUGAGAACUAAACAAAAAAACCCCAUAAGGAUAUCAAUGUGAUGAACGUAAUGAAGCAGCAAAAUUACAAGUUCACUCUGCCUCCUGUGAGCGCGUCUGAUAUGAUUCUUUAAUUCCAACAUAUGGGGAUUUAGUCUUCAUAAUGCCUGUCUACAUAACUGUAGUAUAAUUAUAGUUAGAUAGCAUAAGUUAGAUAGCAUAAAAUCUAGGUCUCAACUACAUAAUUUAAAUCUGUGUAUUUGAUUUUUCAUCCACUGACAUAAAACUAUUAUCAACAAAUAGAUCUUCAGUAUUUUUGGAGAAAGACUAAACAUUAAAUUACCACAGUGAAUAGAGCAGGCAACCACAUUCUGUAUUUCAUUUUGAUUAGUUUAUUUUCUAUUAAUAAGUAAUAGAAUUAAUUUGUUUAUGAUUGUUAAUCAUAACAGAAACUUUGCAGAAGAGAGAGCAUUCAUUUUAGAUUCUUUUAUAUUUUAAAGUUUCCUCAUACAUCAGGCUUUUUUUGAAAGAAAGUAUCUAACAUUUUUCUUAUUGGAAUAUUAGACAUCAUUUGAGAUUUUGUUUAAGUUGACAGUUGUCCUGAUAAAAAUAAACUUUACCUCAUCUUCCAAAAUUUAGGUGAUACAUAACUAAAGGGAUUAUCAGUAUUAAAUUAUAAUACUCUGUAUUUUGGCUUUGCGGAUGGUCUUACUUCACAAUAGAGGAAACAUUGCACAUGUUAAGUUUAAAUGCAAGGUCAAUAUUUUCUUAUAAAUAUCAAGACAAAACAAAACUUUUUAGUAUGUUAAUCAACAUCUAUACUAAAGUGGGCAUUUAUUUUCCAACAAACAACAUUAGCCAGAAGUUUCUGACAGGUGAGUUUCACUUAAAAACUUUUAUUAUGCACAAUGCAGCUAUCCUUAAUAUUAAUGCCAAUUUGAAUGUUAUUUUACUACGGUUCACUUUAGAGGUUGUUGCAGUGGAAAACAUUUUCAGUUCUGUUUUGGUUAUAUUAUGAGGUUGUACCUUUCUUUCUUUCAUAGUGAAGAAAGCUAUUACCCAAACUAUACAGAGAAAAAAAGAAGCUAUUAAUCUACAGAAAAGAAAAUAUUUGGAAGAAUUCUACUAAAAAUGUUUUUUUAUGUAUGUGUGUAGUAUAAAAAAAGACUUAUCAAUAGCUAGCAACAAUUACUAUGAAAUCAAUCCAUAAUAUAUUCUGUCCCUUGAGGUCUACUGUUUCUCUAUCUUGGUGUGUAUUUCACAGUAGUGUGGGAAAAAAGACUACAUCAUAAGUAAGACUGUAGAAACUUUUAAAAAGGUAUUUUGAAACUGAUACCUGUUUCCUUUCAAAAACUCUUCCUGGCUACUGCACGUGUGUAUUCAUGAAUAGUUGCUUGGUUGACAGUUCUAGUGGAAACAUUGGUGAAUGCAUACACAGAAAAUCUAAGAUUACCUUUAUAAAUCUUAUGAACCUUCAAGACGUGCUGGAUAUGCUGGAUGCUUUAAUGCUUCAAGGAAAAUAGUGCUUUCUUUAGCUAAUAUACUUUGUGAAGUACCUCAUUCACUUGUUUUGCACAACCGUAAUAAUCGGAUAAAUCUUGUGUCUUGAAUUUUUGCCAUAAACUAUUUUAGACUGAGAGCUUUUUGAAUUAUAUAUGCUGUAAUUGUGUUAAAUCAUUUGCUAAAAUGAAUGAAAUACACAGUAGUA